Funneliformis mosseae is the source of this 846-nucleotide messenger RNA. NCBI's taxonomy places the organism in Eukaryota, Fungi, Glomeromycota, Glomeromycetes, Glomerales, Glomeraceae. The record is from the annotation of a GenBank genome assembly.
AUGGAACAAUUAUUUUCUCGUAAUUCAACAACACCGCCAUCAAAAGGCAUACCAUUCCCUGAAUAUUAUCCAAAUGUGAUGGAUUAUCGAUUUCCGUUAACAAUAGCUUCUCUUUACAUAAUUUCAGUAUCUCUAUUCAAUCCAAGAUCAAAUGCUGUUUCUCGUAUUGUAGCUAAACAAAAAGGCCUUAAAAUAAAAAAUACACAAAGUUCUCCUCUCAUGACUGCUUUCAUAUUCUUGCAUAACUUGGCUUUGUGCGUUUUUAGUAUAAUUACUUUUAUUAAUAUGGGGCGUGCAUUUUUUAUGAAUUUUGUGAAACACAGUGAUAGUUUUACUGAUGCUUAUUGCGAUCGAGAUAGUUCUUUAUGGAAUAAUUCUCUCGGUUAUUGGGGUUACCUUUUCUAUCUUUCAAAAUUCUAUGAAGUAAUUGAUACGGUGAUAAUUCUCUUUAAAGGACGCCGUUCCUCAUUCCUUCAAACUUAUCAUCAUGCCGGCGCAAUGAUAACAAUGUGGAGUGGGAUGAACUUUAAAGCGCCACCAAUUUGGAUUUUUGUUGUUUUUAAUUCAUUUAUUCAUUCCAUAAUGUAUGCAUAUUACGCAGCUACUUGUAUCGGUUUUUCUCCUCCAGGAAAACAAUAUUUGACUACAAUGCAAAUUAUUCAAUUUUUAAUUGGAACUCCAUUGGCUAUUUCAUAUUUAUUUGUUGAUGAUUGUUUAAGAACAGAUACGGCCGUUUAUGCUACUUAUAUUAACGUCUGUUAUUUGUUACCAUUAACAGCUUUAUUUAUUAAUUUUGCUGCAAAAACGUAUGGAAGUAAAAGAAAGAAUGUUAAAAAGGUUCAAUAA